AUGGGCAGCUUCGCCGAUGCGGCAACCGUACAUACAAUCUUCUCGCUGCGUGCCGGCGGAGAUGGGGGAAUGAACACACUAGCCUCGGGCGAAGGAGGGCAGGGGAACAACAACGAGCUCCGCAUUCGCUGUGCAGCAGGCGACAAUGUACGGACGGAAUGGCCACUUGGCAAGAGGAGGGGAAGCGAUGGGGAGGGAGGGGUUAGCCGGGAUUUAGGGCCAGGGCGCUUUUCCCUGGCGCGCGGGCUUUGCCGGGGCCCUGGGGGGCUCGGAUCAACUGCUGAGGAAUCCCAUGGUUGCCAUGCACGUCUUGGCUUGGACCCAAGGGCUCCCCUUAAGGUUGGCGCGAAGGCAGUUGUUCAAUUGGGGGAAAACUCAAACCCGAUCGAUCCAUGGAAUGGGGUAGGGAUGGGUACCUGCCGAUGGGCUCGGAAUAUGGACUCUGUACCUGUACAUGCACAAGCACCUCGACCUGUUAAACAAUUCUACAGGUGCUGGUUAGACGGAUCGCCAGUGUAG
This is a messenger RNA of Histoplasma capsulatum G186AR, 519 nucleotides long. RefSeq lists its product as uncharacterized. The record is from RefSeq and is a predicted model, not a curated record. The transcript has 2 exons. Lineage: Eukaryota; Fungi; Ascomycota; Eurotiomycetes; Onygenales; Ajellomycetaceae. Bases 1 to 519 code for a protein of 172 amino acids.